CUCGAAUCCAUCCUGUAAUUAUCACACUAAUUUCCUAAUUAUGCUAACUUCUUUUGUCAAAACCAAUUCAAUACAAAAUUUUCACAGCCGGCAGCGUAAAUUACCCGUUAUCGGAUCAGGUUUAUUAUUCAUUGCGAUCCUAUUGAUCCCCUCCCUCCCUCGUAUUCUCCAUUCAGUACGAGCGGGGAAGCUUGAGGUGGAGCAACAAGAUCAAGAGCAACCAACGCAAAAUGGCCUCGGAGCCCCCGCCUUUCCAAGAAGCCGAUCAUUGCGACGUUUGCCACUGCGGCUUCAACACUUUCCGCCGCCGGGAUUAGUGAAUUGCUACCGGUCAAUCGCUUGGAUAAUCUGAAGUGCCAUUCGCACCAUUGCCGCUGUUGUGGGAGAACUUUGUGUCACGAUCACUCCUCAAAUCAAACGACUUUACCGCAAUUUGGAAUCUACACCAAUGUCAGAGUUUGUGCUGAUUGUUUUGACAAUGCUACACGAUCAGGGGCAGGCAAUCAUCAGGCUACUUCUGAUUCUGUGAAUUCCAUAACAGAUCAAGUUUCCAGAUUAGGCGUUGGGGCAGAGGUCGAACCAAUAAAGAAUCCAAGUGCACAAUAUCAGUCUCAUGCAACUGUUAUAGAUUGCAAAUGUGGAAUGCCUUUAUGCAUAUGUGAAGCUCCAACUGCAACUACUGAAACAGUUCCACCUCAGGCAAAAGCAACGUCAACAUCUGCUUCAUAUUCAAAUCCAAAGCCCCGGAAGAUAGAUGCCAUUCCUAAAAAUAGAGCAUCCAGUUCCAGUAACAAGCCUAGUUCGGUUUUCAACCAUGGUCAGAUGAACAAUGGCCUUGCAGAUAAACCUCAGUUGAACUAUGAAGCUAGUGGGGAGGGUUUAAGGGAAGCCAUAAAGAAUGAUGAUUCUGCUGCUGUAAGGAAGCUUAUCAGCCAGGGUGUAGAUGCGAAUUAUCAGGACCGGCAAGGAAUGUCUCUGCUACAUCUGGCUGCUGUAUUCAACCGAACUGACAUUGUUUUUAUCCUAAUGGAAUCUGGUGCAAGCCUGGACUGCAGAAAUGCACAAGGUAAAUUUGCAUAUAUUCCACAUUUGUAUCACCUAGUUCUUUAGUCAAGUUGUUAGGAUUGCUUGAGUGGCAAUUGAACUAGAAAGCCACACAAGGAUGGAAGAGGAACACAUUCAUGAACCACAGACGUUGGACAUGUCAAUUGACAGUGCAUGCUUGUUGGUUGUUGUCAAAAGUCUGCUUUUACAGAUUACUUCCAGGUUGUCAAAGAUAGAGUUCGUGGGGGUGUCCCAGAUUCUCUUAGUUGGAUGCUAUUAUUGAAGCUUGAACAUGUCUAGGUCCUAGGAAGGCACAUCACGCUUUUCCAGGCUUGCAAUGUCUUAUAUUUACUAAUAAUAAGCCGAGGGCUUGUUUCCAUGAAAAGGACGAUAUUGAGGAAGACAUGUGUUGCAAGGUGUAGGGUGUGGUAGGUCAGGUUUUAUUUUCUUUCUUUUGGCUUGGCUUGCCUCAUCCUGACCCACACUGGUGGUUUGAUAGGGGAAACUCCACUUGACUGUGCUCCCGCAACGCUGCAAUACAAGAUGAGAAAGAAAUAGAAGAAAGUGGGAGAAGGACCCGCAGAUCAGCGUUUGAGAUCCCUCCAUCCAUCCAUCCAUCCUUCCUUCCUUCUUUAUAUCUUUGACCUACUUUGUGCAAAUUGUAUGUUUCUCCGAAAGCCACUUUGGAUGAUUGAGUGCAGCAUGACGCGGGGAGGAUGUUGGAUGUGUGUAUGAAUGGUCGUACAUUCGAGUCUUACCUUCCCCCGAACAACACAAGCUGCUACUGUGCUAUAUGUUUUAAGCAUAUCCAUGUUUGAAUUACAGGGCAGAACCUUUCAAGAACAAGGAUUGGUGUUAUUAUACGUUCGUAUUGUAUGAUAUGACAGACCUUAAUGUUAAGCAGUUGUGACUUGUGUCAUGUGCUGUUGGUUAAGGGUGUUUGGAAUUUGGAUGGGAUGUGAGUCGGAUGGGUGGGAUUCAGAUGUGGAAUUGGGGUCUAUCUGUCGGGUUCCCUUUCGGUGUCGUUCUGCUUUCUUCUUUCACAGUUUACUUUAAUCUACGAGUAAAUUAGUUAUCUUCCAAAAGAAUGACGACAUGGAU
This is a messenger RNA of Linum tenue, 2145 nucleotides long. Lineage: Eukaryota; Viridiplantae; Streptophyta; Magnoliopsida; Malpighiales; Linaceae. The record is from the annotation of a GenBank genome assembly.